Messenger RNA from Melampsora larici-populina 98AG31, 1425 nucleotides. RefSeq lists its product as uncharacterized. Gene Ontology annotation, molecular function: pyridoxal phosphate binding; zinc ion binding; cobalt ion binding. The transcript is spliced from 6 exons. The coding region runs from base 1 to 1425 and encodes 474 amino acids. NCBI's taxonomy places the organism in Eukaryota, Fungi, Basidiomycota, Pucciniomycetes, Pucciniales, Melampsoraceae. Gene Ontology annotation, biological process: tetrahydrofolate interconversion; L-serine catabolic process; folic acid metabolic process. Gene Ontology annotation, cellular component: cytoplasm. The record is from RefSeq and is a predicted model, not a curated record.
AUGUCUGCUUCUCAAAUCUUACCUACUCAAUCUUUUAAUAAAUCUCUUUAUACUCCUUUAGCUACUUAUGAUCCUGAAGUACAAAGAAUUAUUGAAGAUGAGACUUAUAGACAAUACUCUGGAUUAGAACUCAUAGCAUCAGAAAAUUUAACUUCUUUAGCAGUCAUGGAAGCCAAUGGAUCGAUCUUAACUAAUAAAUAUUCAGAAGGUUUACCAAACGCAAGAUAUUAUGGUGGAAAUGAAUUUAUAGAUCAAUUAGAAAUCUUAUGUCAAAACAGAGCUUUAGAAGCCUUCAGAUUAGAUCCUAAAGUGUGGGGUGUAAAUGUUCAACCUUACUCAGGUAGUACUGCAAAUUUUGCAGUGUUUACAGCUUUGAUCGAACCACAAGAUCGGAUCAUGGGUUUAGGUUUACCAGAUGGAGGUCAUCUCACUCAUGGGUUUUAUACUGCCAAACGAAAGAUCUCAGCUUCAUCAAUAUAUUUUCAAUCGUUUCCUUACAAUAUCGAUCCUACUAGUAAAUUGAUUGAUUAUGAUUAUUUAGAAAACACUGCUAAGGUUUAUAAACCUAAGAUUUUGAUUUGUGGUGCUUCGGCUUAUCCACGUGAUUGGGAUUAUGCUAGAUUGAAAAAGAUUGCGGCUGAUCAAGGUGCUUAUUUGAUGAUGGAUAUGGCACAUAUCUCAGGUUUGGUCGCCGGUCAAGCUCAAAACAAUCCAUUUGAAUACUGUGAUAUAGUAACGACGACGACUCACAAAACUUUACGAGGUCCUAGAGCAGGAAUGAUCUUUUUUAAAAAAGAUUCCGAUUCGAGUAUUGAAGCCAAGAUCAAUAAUGCAGUCUUUCCAGCUUGUCAAGGAGGACCACAUAAUAAUACGAUUGCAGGAAUUGCAGUGGCAUUGAAACAAGUCAUUGAUCCGGAAUUUCAAUCUUAUGCUAAAGCCGUGGUGGAGAAUGCUAGAGCACUUGGGGCUAGAUUGAUCGAAUUGGGUUAUGAACUUCAAACCGGUGGAACUGAUAAUCAUUUGGUUCUUUGGGAUUUGAGACCGAUUGGUUUGACUGGUAGUAAAGUUGAAAAGAUUUGUGAUUUGUGUCAUAUUACGAUUAAUAAGAAUGCAGUAUCAGGUGAUACAUCAGCACAAGUACCAGGAGGAGUUAGAUUAGGAACCUCUGCUUUAACCUCUAGAUCAAUGGGAACAGAAGAGAUGAAAGAAGUAGCCAACUUUAUGGAUCGAGUGAUUAAGAUUUCAUUAAAAUUACAAAAAGAAUGCGGAUCUAAAUUAUUGAAAGAUUUCUUAAAAGUUGCUAGUGAAGGUGAAGGUGAAGGUAGAAAAGAUUUAGAACAACUUAAGAAGGAGGUAGGUGUUUUUAGUCGUAGGUUUGGAUUACCUGGUGUGAAUGUUGAAGGAUUAAAGAAUAGAGAAGAUUAG